Cylicocyclus nassatus is the source of this 1723-nucleotide messenger RNA. The record is from the annotation of a GenBank genome assembly. Lineage: Eukaryota; Metazoa; Nematoda; Chromadorea; Rhabditida; Strongylidae.
GGCGGGGGCUACUUCGCUUCGCCCCGGAGAUUCUGUGCGUCUGUGUGUGUGGUGUGUGCUGCGAGCCCGCGCCGGCCUCCGAACGGAAGACAUUGACCCUCUGCGUGGAACGCGCGCGCUUGUGAAGCCGACCAGUUCAAACAAGUGGAAACAUGCGUGAGGUGAUCUCGAUUCACAUUGGACAGGCCGGCGUUCAGAUCGGUAACGCUUGCUGGGAGUUGUACUGCUUGGAACAUGGAAUCCAACCCGAUGGUCAGAUGCCGUCGGAUAAGUCGCUUGGCGGAUGUGAUGACUCUUUUUCCACGUUUUUCUCCGAAACCGGCAGCGGUCGCCAUGUGCCCCGCGCCGUGAUGAUCGACCUGGAGCCGACCGUCAUCGAUGAGAUCCGCACCGGCACCUACAGAUCGCUGUUCCAUCCCGAACAACUUAUCACUGGCAAAGAAGACGCAGCUAAUAACUAUGCUCGUGGACACUACACAAUCGGAAAGGAAAUCAUCGAUCUUACCUUGGAUCGCAUCAGACGCCUGGCAGACAACUGCACUGGACUUCAGGGAUUCCUCGUGUUCCAUUCGUUCGGUGGUGGCACUGGAUCUGGAUUUACAUCUCUGCUCAUGGAAAGGCUAUCGGUAGACUACGGCAAGAAGGCUAAACUGGAGUUUUCAGUCUAUCCAGCUCCACAGGUUUCAACAGCUGUUGUUGAGCCGUACAAUUCGAUUUUAACCACGCACACCACAUUGGAACAUUCGGAUUGCUCGUUUAUGGUCGAUAACGAAGCCAUCUAUGACAUCUGCAGGCGAAAUUUGGACAUUGAGCGACCUAGCUAUACCAAUCUAAACAGACUCAUCGGCCAAAUCGUAUCUUCUAUAACCGCAUCGCUGCGCUUCGAUGGUGCACUCAAUGUAGAUCUUACUGAGUUCCAGACAAAUCUUGUACCGUAUCCCCGUAUCCAUUUCCCGCUCGCCACAUUCUCGCCAGUGAUCUCUGCUGAAAAAGCUUACCAUGAGCAACUCUCCGUUGCUGAAAUUACUAACAUGUGUUUCGAACCACAUAACCAAAUGGUGAAAUGCGAUCCACGACAUGGCAAAUACAUGGCAGUUUGCCUUCUGUUCAGAGGUGACGUUGUACCAAAAGACGUAAAUGCCGCAAUUGCGACUAUCAAGACAAAGCGUUCCAUUCAGUUCGUUGACUGGUGCCCAACCGGAUUCAAGGUCGGAAUAAAUUAUCAACCACCUACUGUGGUGCCAGGUGGCGAUUUGGCUAAGGUACCAAGAGCCGUUUGCAUGCUCUCGAAUACGACCGCCAUCGCUGAAGCAUGGGCUCGACUCGACCAUAAAUUCGACUUGAUGUACGCGAAAAGGGCAUUUGUGCAUUGGUAUGUUGGCGAAGGAAUGGAGGAAGGAGAGUUUUCCGAGGCACGUGAGGACCUUGCAGCACUGGAGAAGGACUAUGAAGAGGUUGGUGUGGACUCUUUGGAGGACAACGGUGAAGAAGGAGACGAGUACUAAGAGAGCGACUGCUGCCCCGUCUAAGAUCCAAGUGGCUUUAUUUGUUUGUGUUGUGGUGUGUUGAACCGUUGCCGUUUCCGAUGUCCCCCGAAUCUCAUUGUGUCCUCGUUCAUUACUAGAAAAAGCUUUCUUGCUGCCUCGCUUUGCGCUUUUGUCUUACACUUCACGUACUACAUGGUUAUUUUGUGACAACGAUCGAUAAACAUUUUGUUGCCAAA